AAAACCAGUGUAAAUACGCCUCUAGUUUAACACUUUCAGCGUUCCAAACUCCAAUCAAACACAUAACUCUGCUAAAUCCAUGGGCCAAUAAGCCACAAUUUUCAACCAAUCUCACCCACCUAUCUCUAUAAAUACUCAUUCCCCUUCACAUCUUACCAAAUACUAACACUUGCUCAAAAUAACAAGAAAUUAACAACAUGGAGGCAGUUCAAACAUGGGUUUCAAACAACAAGCUUGCCAGCAUUGGAGCACUAUGGGCCUCUGGAAUUGGAGCAACACUUGUAGCUUAUUCGCGAGCUAAAUCUCCGAUGAAGCUGAGUUUAAGGCUCAUCCAUGCUAGGAUGCACGCACAGGCGCUAACUCUAGCAGUGCUUUCGGGUGCAGCUGCGUAUCACUAUUAUGAAAAUCGUGAUGUUCAUCUAAAACCAGUGGCAGAUGAUAGUUCUGCUCCAAAUGUCAGCCAUCUAGUUGAAUGGGAGCUCCAAAGUCCAUUUUAAGAUUGCAAGAAAUUUCAAUCUAUGAUUAUCAUGUUAUGAACAUUGUUAUGUUAUUUUGAUCAUUAUGUUUUUUUAUGUAUGAUUAGACUCUAGAACUCUCAUUAUCAAAUGCAUGUUCAGGGGAAAGACUUUCGAAUUUUCUAACUUACUAUCUAUCUAUAUAUAAAAGUUCUGUAAGUUUUAGUUUU
This is a messenger RNA of Lathyrus oleraceus (garden pea), 685 nucleotides long. RefSeq lists its product as uncharacterized. Bases 198 to 497 code for a protein of 99 amino acids. Gene Ontology annotation, biological process: mitochondrial respiratory chain complex IV assembly. Gene Ontology annotation, cellular component: respiratory chain complex. Lineage: Eukaryota; Viridiplantae; Streptophyta; Magnoliopsida; Fabales; Fabaceae. The transcript has 3 exons. The record is from RefSeq and is a predicted model, not a curated record.